CACGCGACGCAAGCUGCGUGGGGCGGCGCGUCACGUGGUGCUGAGCCCGCCCGAAGCGCUCUAUGAAAUACAAAUCGAGGGCGUGGCUAUGCACGACAGACAGACAAAUAAUCCCUGGUGGGCAGUGUUGAACUGUUGUUCCUACCUGUACCAGUCUUGCUGAGUCAUUCUCCCCCCCUGCCACUGUGGGGUGGAUUUUCACACAACUCUCUCGAAAAUGUACCAGUCUUGCUGGGUAUGCUAAUUUCUCUGCUCCAGCAGACCCACCUCUCUCUCUCUAUUUAAGGCCUCGACAGAGGCAUUGGGUCUGUGUGUGUCUAUGUUGUGUCUCUCUGUCUCUGUGUUGUCUCUCUCUGCUUGUGUGUCUGUCUGUGUGUCUCCGUAUCUGUGUUUUGUCUCCCUCAAAUUUAGUUCUACCUGAUGAUGAUUGCUUGUGUUGCAAUCGAAACGUAUUCUAUUGUUUAAUUAAUUUUCUUUCUACGUGACUUUCACCGAAAGAACCAAAGAAUAAAAUAUACAGUUAUUUUGUGAGACGAAGCGUGAAUCUGACCAAUUGCGGAGGCCCAGAGGUGCCUCCUAGUGGGAGUCUGUGAGACAACAUCGCGGUCGCUACAUGGUAGCGCCAAUUUUGAUUUCACGACUCGGCACGACUUGUGAUUCGCCUAUCACUGAAACCGAGAUGCUCGUGGUUGGUAAACAGGUAUACAGCUCAGACCCCGCUUGCUUGCCCAUCACCACAUAUAUAACCUUUUUGUAACUGCUCUCUCACUAGUUCAGCAGUUCCACUGCUGGAUUAUAUGUUUCCGCCUGAGGACGACCGCUUGUGUUGCGAUCGAAACGUCGUUUUUUUUUAUACCGUGACUUUACCGAAAGAACCAAAGAGUAUAGGUAUACAGAAGUACAUCCGCGUAUACUCAAAUCUCACGGUUGGUAAAUUUGUGGUUGGCAAGGGAUUACUGUAUCUUUAAAAGGCACACAUACAAUAUGGUUGAAUGGCGAUGUGGGUUGUGUGUCGCAGGCGAGCGUUGUGUACGGACAGAAGGAGCUCAGAGACAGCAGCAUGCACUUCAUAGAGAAACACGUGCAGGAUGUGGUUCGGACGCCAGGGUUUUGGGAGCUGUCCGACCAUGCCCUCUCGGUUUUGCUCCAAAGUGAUGAGUUGGAUAUCGACGAGGCCGAUCUGAUCACGGCGGUUACACAAUGGGCAAAUGUAAACUCUGCUGUGUUAGGAGAGCCGGUGAGCAAGGUUGCGCAAGGAGUCCUGGGCGGAUUGCGGCUUCUCCUUCUGUCUCCAGAGGAGCUGGCAUCACUGGAGCAACAGAGCAUGCGAGAGCAAGUUAUACCAGUGGAGAUGGUUGCUGCAGCUUGGAGAUUUCAUGCGCUCAGGAGGGCCGAAGGGAUUCCUAGACACUGUCUGCGAUGUCGCAAGGGCACGAGGCCGCGGGAUCACCAUGUCUACCUGAAGUCUUAACGAUGCCUUGGCUGCGUGGCCCUCUCAAAGCUAGAGCGACUCUCUGCUCAAAUGAGCAUUGAGGUAUUGGUACCCAUCUUUUUACAGCCCUGAGUCAGUGGUGGAAAACUCCACAUUCCUAUGGUGGAGACAAGUCUACCAGACAACCACUGUUGACGUCUACAAAAAUUAACACUCAUUUUAUCAACCGCAAACCAGGAUAUUGAACUCAUAAACUUCCGAUUAUGAGCCACUCGCUGUGCUACUGAGCCACCUGGCCCCAGGGUCUUUCUAGCUGCAGAAAAUUAAUUCCAAGAAAUAAAAAAAGCAUGUUCUCAAA
Lethenteron reissneri (Far Eastern brook lamprey) is the source of this 1790-nucleotide messenger RNA. It is a transcript of the gene BTBD19, whose product is annotated as BTB domain containing 19. The record is from RefSeq and is a predicted model, not a curated record. NCBI's taxonomy places the organism in Eukaryota, Metazoa, Chordata, Hyperoartia, Petromyzontiformes, Petromyzontidae.